AUGGAUUUUUUCAACUCUAUCAAUGGGAAUUCUGAUAACUAUUUUGGGUUUCAAGGGGUAAUAACAAAUGGAUCCUCAUCAAGUUCGUCGUUGGUAUUGGAUGAAGAAAGGGGAGAGCUUGUGAGGGCUAUGGUGAAGCCUGGCCAAAAAGAAGUUAAUGCAGAGAAGGCAUCGAUAGCUUUGAGGAACCACAGUGAGGCUGAAAGGCGUAGAAGAGAAAGAAUUAAUGGGCAUUUGAGCACUCUCAGGAGCCUCAUUCCUGGCACAGAUAAGAUGGACAAAGCAUUAUUACUGGCUGAAGUUAUCAAUAAGGUAAAAGAGUUGAGAGGGAAAGUCGCAGAAGCUACUAAAGGCACACUUGUGCCGACUGACAUUGAUGAAGUAAGAGUUGAACAACAGGCAGACGAACAUGAUGGAGCAUUCUUUUCCAUCCGGGCAUCUCUAUGUUGUGAUUACAGACACGAGAUUUUAUCCGACUUAAGACUCACACUCGAAUCUCUCCCUCUGAAGACAGUCAGGGCUGAGAUUGCUACAUUGGGAAGUAGAAUGGUGAAUGUUUUUGUAGUGACUGGAUGCAACACAGAGAAUGUCAAUAGUCCAGAAGAUUGCCAACCUCUCAUAGAUUCUGUUCGUCAGGCUCUGAAAUCUGUGCUUGAUAAAUUUUAUGCAUCGGAAGAAUCCACAUCAAGAAAUAUGGUUUCGAGAAAAAAAAGAAAAGUUUCGUUUUUCAGUCCUUCGAAUUUAUCUUCCUUGGAAGACUUCUGGUGA
Fraxinus pennsylvanica is the source of this 768-nucleotide messenger RNA. NCBI's taxonomy places the organism in Eukaryota, Viridiplantae, Streptophyta, Magnoliopsida, Lamiales, Oleaceae. The record is from the annotation of a GenBank genome assembly.